UUCAUGUAUAUAUACUAAUAUCAUUAUUAAUUAUUGAGAGUCAUGAUCUUACCCUUUAAAAAGGACAAUUGAAGAAAGGCACCACCAAAAUUUGAAGCAUUAGUUUGUGGGAGAAUAAUAUAAUAUAUAUACAUAUAUUAAAAAAAAAAAAAAAAAAAAAAACCCCUCCAAGCAGCAUGGAUGUAGAUAAUGUUUUCCAUAUGACUGGAGGAACUGGCCAUACUAGCUAUACAAAUAAUUCCUCUCUUCAGAAGAAGGCAUCAGAUAUGGUGAAACAUAUAACCCUAGAAACAGUGGAAGAAGUUUAUCUGAAAACAACUCCAAAAGUGUUGGGAAUAGCUGAUCUGGGCUGUUCUUCUGGACCAAACACCUUAUCUAUUAUCAAAGAUAUAGUAGAAACUGUUCAAACGACAAGUCGUAUGAUGAAUAUGGUUUCACCACCACAGUUUCAAGUUUACCUAAAUGAUCUUCCAACAAAUGACUUCAACUCCAUCUUUAAGUCUUUACCAGAUUUCUCAAAACAAUUAACACACCAUAUUCCUUCUAUCUUCAUAGGAGCUUAUCCUGGCUCCUUCUAUGGAAGACUCUUUCCCAAUAACUGCCUUCACUUUGUCUAUUCUUCCUAUAGUUUGCACUGGCUCUCUAAGGUUCCUCCAGGUUUGUAUGAUGAGAAGGGAAUGUCUAUAAACAAAGGAAGCAUUUACAUCUGUGAAAGUAGCCCAAAAGGGAUUUCAGAAGCCUAUUUGAAGCAAUUUAAGAAGGAUUUCUCAUUGUUCCUUGGAUCAAGAUCUGAAGAAGUGAUCCAAGGUGGAAGAAUGGUGCUAAUAUUUUUAGGAAGAGAAGAACAUGAUCAUCAUCUUGAUAGAGGCAACUCCUUCUUUUGGCAACUCUUAUCUCGCUCUUUUUCCGUUUUAAUAUCCAAGGGUGUAGUUGAGGAAGAGAAGGUUGAUUCUUAUGAUGUGCAUUUUUAUGCACCAUCAAAAGAUGAAAUUGAAGAAGAAGUGAGAAGAGAGGGUUCUUUCGAAUUGACACUAUUAGACAUGUUCGAAAUAGAGAAGAAUAGUAAUAUUAAUUAUAAUGAGAUGAGCCAAGGAAGAACCAUUGCAAUGACAGUAAGGGCUAUACAAGAAUCAAUGAUUGCUCAGCAUUUUGGAGAAGACAUUUUGGAUACUUUGUUUGAAAUUUAUGCAAACAUGAUAGAUCAAGAAAUUGCUAAACAAGAUAUUAGGCCUAUCACUUUUCUUGCUGUUCUUAAAAAAUUGUGAACUAUUAUUGUGAUGAAUUUCAAAGUGAAAAAAGUUUAGAAAUAUUAAUGUAAUGAAAGUGCCUUUUUUUUCUU
Molecule: messenger RNA, 1339 nt
Organism: Cannabis sativa
Lineage: Eukaryota; Viridiplantae; Streptophyta; Magnoliopsida; Rosales; Cannabaceae
Product: probable methyltransferase TCM_000336
Exons: 4
Coding region: 177-1265 (362 amino acids)
Biological process (GO): methylation
Molecular function (GO): S-adenosylmethionine-dependent methyltransferase activity
Source: RefSeq, a predicted model, not a curated record